Molecule: messenger RNA, 1327 nt
Organism: Ziziphus jujuba (common jujube)
Lineage: Eukaryota; Viridiplantae; Streptophyta; Magnoliopsida; Rosales; Rhamnaceae
Product: germin-like protein subfamily 3 member 2
Exons: 1
Coding region: 442-1086 (214 amino acids)
Cellular component (GO): cell wall
Molecular function (GO): manganese ion binding
Source: RefSeq, a predicted model, not a curated record
GUAGUUGGGAAUUUCAUGUGCAUUUACUUAAGGAAAUGGGUUGCAAUUUGUCUUUACAAAUACUCCUGCAUCAAUAAUCACACCCACUAACACAGUUCAUCCUUUAUUUAACUACUUCACUAAAAGCAGCCAAAAUGGAAAAGGCAUUCCUUGCUGGUGGUUGCUUGAUUAGGUUCUAGCCAAUCCUCUUUUCUCUUGGUUCCAAAGCAAGCUAUAUUAUAAAAAAAUAGCAGUUUGUUUAUAAAUAUACAAAGAACUACUUGUUUUUGUCCAUCCAGUAGUAGCCUAUAGUACCAUUUCCAGAAUUACCAGUUCUUAGAAAGUAAUACCAAUCCCUUAUUUUGCUGUAUAAUUAAAAAAGAACUACGUAUUUUCAAUUGUUUUAGUAACGAAAACCGUACAUUCAGCGACGUAUGGUGGCUGUGUAGGGAGCUCAAAACAAUGUUGUCAAGAAUUGUAUUUUUGUUUGUGAUCAUUCUCAACAAGUAUGUCAGUAGGGCUUCUGACCCAGAUCCUGUCCAGGACUUCUGUAUACCGAUUACCAAACCUGCAAGCAGUGUCAUCCAGUGCAAGAAUUUUUCUACUGUGACAGUUGAAGAUUUUGUAUAUUCUGGCAUUAAGGAGCGUGGAGAGUUUGGCCAAACCGGGCUUUCUUCCACUGCGGUGAACUCUAAUGUCUUCCCGGGACUGAACACACUUGGUAUGUCAUUGGUGAGAGCUGAUUUUGAAGUUGAUGGCAUUAAUGUCCCACAUUUCCAUCCAAGAGCAACUGAGAUAGCAUAUGUACUUAAAGGGAAGGUUUAUUCGGGAUUUGUCGAUACAAAUAACAGGGUUUUUGCUAAGGUGAUUGGACAAGGUGAUGUUAUGGUGUUUCCAAGGGGUCUAGUGCACUUCCAAAUGAAUGUUGGAGAUACUCAAGCUACUAUACUUGGGAGUUUUAAUAGCCAGAAUCCUGGAUUGCAGAGAAUUCCUACUGCGGUUUUUGGAUCUGGAAUUAAAGAUGAGCUUUUGGAGAAGGCUUUUGGGUUGAGUUCUAAGGAGAUUUCUAAGUUGAAGAAACGGCUUGCUCCUCAUAGAUUGAGCUAAAAGGGAAGAGCUCAUUUUUGUUUCUAUUUUAUUUUAUUUUUCAUUAUACAUUAUUCUUGGAAGUUACAAAAAUGAUCAAAUUAAGUUUGGAAGUACUAUAUUCUUUUUGAGCUAAAUUUGAUUGCUGCAAUUCAUGAAUCUAAAAACAGAUGCAACAAGCAUGUAUUCAAUGCUCAUUAGAAAAGAUCUUCAAGUUAUGAGAUUGGUGGGCGAAUUAAUGAGAAUUUUAAUCUUGUUUCAA